AUGGGAACUGGGAGUGGAAAAACGCAGAUUGCCGUUCUCCGAGUACAAGAAGAGCUUUCAAGGUGUGCCCCGGACAAGUUGGUUUGGUUCUUAACGCCCACGGUGGUUCUAGCCGAACAGCAAUACUCGGUUCUCAGCAAACAGCUACCCCUAUACCAAAGUCGACUAUUGUUAGGAAGCGAUAAUAUCGAUCAUUGGAGCACUCAAAGAAUAUGGGACAAAAUAUUAUUGAAUAUCCGUAUUGUGGUCUCUACGCCGCAGGUGCUUCUGAAUGCCAUGUCAAGUGGAUUCGUUAAGCUAUCUAAAUUGGCAUUACUAGUGUUUGACGAAGCACACAGGUGUGUCAAGGCUAGUCCUUUCAAUGGCAUCAUGCGUUUAUAUCACCGCGCACGGUUGGCCGGCGACAAUGUGGAAUUACCGGGGAUCUUGGGCUUGAGUGCAAGCCCGGACGACGUGAAAGCGUUAGAAAAAAACCUACAUGCCAUAUGCCGAACCCCGGUAACCCAGCGUGAAGAGCUCUUGAAGCACACCCACAAGCCAGAAAUCUCAUGCAUUACUUAUAGCCGACGGUUGGAAGACCAUUCGCAGCUUCUGCAAUUCCUUGACAAGUUGCUUGGCAUUACAUUUGCAGACAUUGAAAAUGACCCAUAUAUGAAGUCGCUUCGCAUGAAAAAGGAUCCCAAGAGCCAAGAACAAUAUGAAACCAUUUCUGGCUCUGGCAAGACUUUUACCCGAACAAAUCUCAUAUCGCUUGCUCAACGUGCUCAGGUGAUUCACAGCGAAGUUGGCCCGUGGGCUGCAGAUGUAUUUGUUACCACAUGCACCGAAAAGUUCAUUGAAGGCAUACUGAAAAAGUCGACCAACAGUAUUUUCAAGUUGUGGGAGGAUGCGGAGAAGAUAUAUAUGAUGCAGCAUCUUUCGAAGCUGCAACCGUUCAUAGGUGAAAGACGUUGGGGGAGCCUGCCAGACGCAAUGUCGCAGAAAGCAGAAUUGCUAGUUGAUAAGAUCGUGGAAUCGUUCCACCCAGGACAUCGUAUCAUUGUAUUUGCUGAACAGAGGACCACGGUCAUCAUGAUCGCACAUCUUCUGUCUGUUCAUCCGCGCAUGAAGGAGAUAGUGGCGGCUUCUUUUCUCGGAAGCUCAAACUAUGCCAGCAGAAAGUCAAACAUCACAGAGCUAUUCAGCCCAAGGGACCAGGAAGAGGCCGUGAACAACUUGCGCAGUGGUAAGAUCAAUGUUUUGGUAGCGACCUCGGUCUUGGAAGAAGGCAUCGACGUCCCUGCUUGUAACAUGGUGAUCUGUUUUGACCCGCCAAAAGAGCUAAAGUCAUUCAUACAAAGAAGAGGCAGAGCCCGGGACCGAGAAUCAAAGUUUAUUCUCUUCGUCGAUGGCAAUGACGUCGAGAGUGUUGCCAAAUGGACUUUUAUGGAAGAGAAUUUGAAGAAGAUCUACGCCGAUAGCAUGCGCAAGCUAGAGGAAAUCCAAGCACUGGAAGAUAUCGAGGAGGACAGUCCAGAGAAUUUCCGAGUACCAUCCACAGAGGCUGUUCUCAACUAUCAAAACGCACGUGAAUACCUAGCGUAUUUCUGCGCCACCAUUUCGUGUGCUUAUAUCAACAACCAGCCCGAUUUUGUCAUGCAUCGCGAUCCGGUCACAGACUUGAUUACGGCAAAAGUAGUCCUGCCAAGUUACCUCAGUCCGUCAUUGCGCACUGCGUGGGCAAAGUCGAAAUGGCUAACAGAAAAACUGGCCAAAAGAGAUGCUUCCUUCCAGGCAUACAUGGCUCUUUAUAACGCAGGACUCGUGAAUGACAACUUGAUGCCAAUACAUCGCCGAAAGUACAAUGAUGAAGAAAAGACCAUGCAGGAAAAACAGGCGAAACUUGUCCAAGUAUCCGAGUCCUGGAACCCUUGGCUGGACAUGGCUCAUUUGCACAGGAGCGAUGUAGCCCUAAUCGCGACACGAGUUUGCUUCGAGCCUAAUUCGCUGGGUAUUCCAGACAUGGUAUUGCUUUUGCCCAAGCGACUCCCAUGCGACUGGGAAUUUGACUUGUUCUGGAAUGCAGAAACUACCCUCAAAGCCCGACUGUGCUAUGGUGGCCAUGCGAUUUCGGUUGGUGACACUCAACAAGCCGCAAGGUUUACUCACGAAAUGCUUUACUCUGUCUACAAUGGAAGAAUGUUAUGGGACGACAAUGAUUAUUUGACUUUGUUUUGGCCGGCACAGAUGGUUCAGUCGCCAAUUGAGCAGUGGCUCUUGUCAAUCAAGGGCACUGACCCGGCGCAAGAUGCUAUUAGCCCCUUUGAUAAAGGCAAGCUAAAUGAGCUGGGCAUUGCUCGUAGCACUGAAGCAUAUGUCCGGGCAUUUACUAUUGAACAGACCAUCAACAAGGUGGCACUUAAUAAAAAUGGUGAUGAGAACGGCGAUGAAGACCAUGCAACACGCGAACCCGAGCUUCAUAUUCAGGGAACCAACUUUCCAAAACGUGCAGACUUCCUUCAUGCGCUAUCUCAGGAUGCAUUGGCACCCAUGGCACAUACAUCACAGCAAUGUGUACCUAUACGGCUCUGUAACAUCCAUCGGAUCCCUGUGAAGUUUUCUAAAUUCGCACUAUUUGUUCCCUCCAUUGCGCAUAAAAUCGAGAUUCUCUAUGUUGCCGAAAGGCUAGCUCGGACAGUAUUGUCAAGGGUGAAAUUCGAGAACUUGGGUCAUGUCUUGGUAGCAAUCAGCGCUUCUGAAGCAAGGGAGCCUACUGACUACCAGAGAUACGAGUUUCUGGGGGACAGCCUCCUCAAGUUUAUCGUUUCUAUUCACUUGACGGCGACCAACCCCCUUUGGCACGAAGGGUUGUUAUCCCCCGAAAAGGACAAGAUCGUGUCAAAUGACCGACUAGCACAGGCAGCGCGUAGGGAAGGCUUGGAUCAAUACAUCUUGACCAAGCCAUUCACUGGGCGCAAAUGGAGGCCGUAUCGGGUAUCCGACUUUGGCGAAACGGGCCAGGCCCCGAACAAAAGGCGAGAGUUAUCAACGAAAGUGCUAGCGGAUGUUGUAGAGGCCCUCAUGGGAGCUUCGUUUCUGGACGGGGGAAUUGAGAAGAUGACUACAUGUGCACGCGUCCUCCUCCCUGGAGUAGAGUGGACAUCUGUUCAAGAGGAGAUCCACGUGCUGUACCGCGAUGCAGCGGUGUCAGACGUUGCUGCCACCCACCCCAAACUGGCUCAGAUAGAGGAGAUGGUGGGAUACAACUUCACAAAACCCAGCCUCGUAUUCGAAGCAUUGACGCAUCCGAGCUGCCAGGACGAAUCCGUGUCGUACCAACGCUUAGAGUUUCUUGGAGACUCGGUGCUGGACCACAUUGUGGUCCAAGAACUUUUCCACCUGCCCAAGGAGCUAUCACACCAAGAUAUGCAUCUUAUGCGAACAACGGUUGCAAACGCCGAUUUUCUCGCGUUUCUCUGCCUGGGGCUGUACACUACGGAAGAACGCGAGGAAGCAAUAAGCCCCGGACUUGCGCACGUAUCAACCAUCCAGACUGAGCACAAGACGUACCUGUGGCAAAUGAUGCGACACGGCGCAUCCUGGGAUAUUGUCAAUGCGCAGCAAGAAGCGUUCCAGCGAUAUCAGGCCUGGGGCGGCGCGGUGGAGGACGCACUAAAGCAUUCCUCUACAUAUCCCUGGGCAGGACUAUUCCGCAUCAGUGCGGGCAAGAUCUUUUCUGACAUGGUCGAGAGCCUCCUGGGGGCAAUCUUUGUCGACUCGCACGGCUCGUUGGACGCGUGUCGCGGGUUCCUCGAGCGCAUUGGGCUGUUAAUGUACCUGCGUCGGAUUGCUCACGAGGCCAUUGAACUGUUGCAUCCCCGCAACCAGCUUUUAAUUGCGGCCAAAUCAGCGCUAGUGACUACGGAAACCAAGGCAGAGAAGAUCUGCGACGGUGAGGAGAACACCGAUGAUAGUAAUGAUAUUGAUAACAAGCUAGUGUACAUCUGCAAAAUCUACGUCGACGGCGAGGAAAUCGUUGAAGUCAACGACGGGAUUAACAAGCUCGAAGUCGAAACUAGGGCGGCAGCACUGGCAGCGGAGAUUCUCAGGAGGAGAUCGUCGGACCGCAUGGACGAGUCUGUGGAUGGUGAAGCGAGUGUUGCUGCAUAG
Talaromyces rugulosus is the source of this 4149-nucleotide messenger RNA. RefSeq lists its product as uncharacterized. Lineage: Eukaryota; Fungi; Ascomycota; Eurotiomycetes; Eurotiales; Trichocomaceae. The record is from RefSeq and is a predicted model, not a curated record. Bases 1 to 4149 code for a protein of 1382 amino acids. Gene Ontology annotation, biological process: siRNA processing. Gene Ontology annotation, molecular function: ribonuclease III activity; RNA binding; ATP binding. The transcript is spliced from 6 exons. Gene Ontology annotation, cellular component: RISC complex; nucleus; cytoplasm.